CGCACAAAAAGGAGGAUCAACUGUUUGAAGAUUAUAAUUUAUUUUUAAGAUCCAUAAGCUUAAGAUUAGGCGCUUUCGGCUUAUAAGCGGGGAUUCGAGACGUGUCUUACUCAUUACCAUCUGCCCUUCCCUCAAGAUCAAAUCGAGAGAGUAGACGCGUCUCUGCGGUCUCUGCAAUUUACAUUCAGCUCAAAAUAUGACUUUCUCCGCGAUUUUGAUCACUUUGUACGCUUGCAUUUUGCAAACAAAUGCACAAGUUUUUUCCCCAGGACUUUGUCCAGAAGUGACUGUGCAGCAAAACUUUGAUUUGCCCGCGUACCUUGGUCAAUGGUUUGAAUACAAAAGCUACCCAGCAGUUUUCCAGCAAGGCGGAGAAUGCGUCACUGCCACUUAUAAGGACAAUUUGAAUGGCACGGUUGGCGUGAAAAAUUACUUGGUCAACGCAACAACUGGUACUUCUGAUGUAAUUUACGGCUACGCAAAAGUCGCUGACGUUGACAGCGGAGAAGGCAAGCUUCUCGUCAGCUUCCCCACUGUUGAGAGAUACGACAGUCCCUACUGGGUGCUGAGCACCGACUACACAAAUUACGCAGUCGUUUGGGCGUGUACACCUGCGGGCAGGUCAAAUAUCCAGUUCUCCUGGGUUCUCACGCGCCAAAGGAUCCCUGACGAAGCAACCAUUGCAAAAGCGGAAGGUGUUAUCAACGCCAAUAGUCUCCAGGAUAAAUACAAGAUAACAAAUCAGCAGAAUUGCGCCAGCUGCGGGCGCGGCCAAUGAAUGAUGCUCCAUUAUUGUCUCCAGUGACUGUCCAAAAUUUGCCUAAUUUAUUUAUCGAAACACAUGAUGACAAAUGAUUUAUAACAUUCGAAAUUGGGAAAUAAAUUUAUUAUUUCGAUUUUUUAACCAAA
Cloeon dipterum is the source of this 909-nucleotide messenger RNA. Its product is annotated as apolipoprotein D-like. The record is from RefSeq and is a predicted model, not a curated record. Gene Ontology annotation, molecular function: pigment binding. NCBI's taxonomy places the organism in Eukaryota, Metazoa, Arthropoda, Insecta, Ephemeroptera, Baetidae. Gene Ontology annotation, cellular component: cytoplasm. The coding region runs from base 197 to 778 and encodes 193 amino acids. The transcript is spliced from 6 exons. Gene Ontology annotation, biological process: lipid metabolic process; response to reactive oxygen species.